This is a messenger RNA of Eimeria acervulina, 1887 nucleotides long. RefSeq lists its product as hypothetical. The transcript is spliced from 3 exons. The record is from RefSeq and is a predicted model, not a curated record. Lineage: Eukaryota; Apicomplexa; Conoidasida; Eucoccidiorida; Eimeriidae. Bases 1 to 1887 code for a protein of 628 amino acids.
AUGUCUCUUGACGAGCCCUACGGGGGCCUGCAGGGCACUGGGGAGUUGUUGAGCUGCACAUACACCCCAUUGUCUGCUACAAAUGAACCAGAAGACCGCACCUCCUCUCUUCACUCCUUUUCUCUGGAAAAUGCAGCCGAGCCGCCGCCAGCUGCAGCGCCCGUGCAGCAUCAGCAGCAACAGCAACUUCAGCACCAGCAGCAGCAGCAGCAAAACGAUGAUCCGGAAGGGAGGAGCCACCUCUCUUCUUUGAACUCAGGGAGUCAAGGGCCGUCUUUUCCUUUUUCCCGUUGCAGUUCCAGCAUCGCCCAGCCGACACGCAGCAGCAGCAGCAGUAGCAGCAACAGCAGCAGCAGCAACAGGGGUGAGGAGGGGGCUUACGCGCCUUUUUCAGUUUCUUUUCUACCCUCUUUGUCUAUUCUGCCUCCUCUUAUCCACCGCUACACGGGUACUUCGACCGAAUCGUUGUUGGUGGGGUUGUUGUGUUGUUUAAUAAACAUUGUGCUGUACAUCACCAGCGGGGUGCUGACGCGCGUGUUGCAGCAGCAGGAGCACCAGGUGUUCACCUUCCCUACAGAAGGCGAUCAGCACAAGCAGCAGCAGCAACAACAGCUGCUGCUGCCCCCCUGUCCGCCCCAAGCUGAUGGUCAUGCCUCUCCGCCCGAAGGUUGCAGUGUACGUACACCUGAGAUGCGGAUGGAGCGUCUGCGAGUGCCGUACCUCAUGGUGUGGCUGCCGGAGGUCUGUCAAAUCAUUUUUCUUUUCAUUUCCCUCCGAACCAUCAAGAAGAAAUACUAUAGGCGCAGGCGUCGCAGCAGCACCUGCAGCAGCAGCGGCAGCAGCAGCAGCAGCAGUGCUUUAGAUGGGCCUGGGGUGCUACAUCUCACCGGCGAAAAUGCGUCAGCAAACAGCGCGGCGGAUACAGCGCUGCAUGCAGGAGGGGAGGAGGGUUCGGCUAUUCACAAUGCACAGAACGAAGACCUGAGGAGACAGCCCAGCAUACAUGCAGAGACAGAGGAUACUGCAGCACAGCAACACCUCGACUGGCAUCAUGCUGCUGCGGAGCCCUCCCUAGCUGUCCCUCAUACAGCAGCACCAGCAGCACCAGCAGCAACAGAGGCAAGCUUUUUGGAUGCUGAUGCGAUGAACGAGAGCGCAGCAGCAGAAGAAGAAGCAGAAGCAGCAGCAGCAGCAGGGGAGGACCGUGGUGGUUUCAUGUGUUGGGCUCGGCGUCAGUGGCUGCUGCGGGUGUAUCGGCCGUAUCUGGAGGCAUACGAUGUCAGGAUGAGCGUUUGCAGCGUUACGGCUAUAUACAGCACAAAUUCUUUGUUUGUUUUCUUGUUUACUUCUCUUCUAUAUAAAGAAGGAGCAGACGACUUCAUUCAAAUCGUUGCACUUAUAUUAGCAGCAGUUGGAGUGGCUUUAAUAACGUACAGCAGCCAAGGAGAGCCGCAGUCUUCUCUGGGGGUUUUUCUUUCGGUGCUAGCUUCUGCUGCUUAUGGUUUGUUUGAGGUUUUGUAUAAAGGUACGGUGUACAACAUUCUUCUGCAGGUCUCGCUGCUGCUGCUGCCUUCGCCUAUGCUGGUUGCGAUGUGCUUCCUUCUCUCGUUGCCCCCAGCAGCAUUAACAGACGCCCUUAGGGGAGCAGGAGGUGGCGUAGGGGGUCCCGGAUGUCUGUUGAUUGGCUGUGCUCUCCUCAUUACUGCUAUUAAAGAGUGGAAUCUAAGAGAAAGAGAAACAGAAACGGAGCAAGCAGCUCAUCUUGCAGACCUCUGUGUCCCUUUCAACCUCUCCAGCAGCAGCAGCAACAGCAGCAGUAGUAGUAGUAGCAGCAGCAGCAGCAACAGCAGCAGUGGCAGUAGUAACUCUUACUCCUGUAAACGCUAA